Molecule: messenger RNA, 918 nt
Organism: Trichophyton verrucosum HKI 0517
Lineage: Eukaryota; Fungi; Ascomycota; Eurotiomycetes; Onygenales; Arthrodermataceae
Exons: 1
Coding region: 1-918 (305 amino acids)
Biological process (GO): mitochondrial respiratory chain complex I assembly; biosynthetic process
Cellular component (GO): mitochondrion
Source: RefSeq, a predicted model, not a curated record
AUGAUACCGGAAACAACAUCCGCGCAUACAAUCGGUCUAAUGAGGCUGCAGUACUGGAGAGAUGCCAUCACACGUACUCUCGCCGGAACUCCUCCAAAGGAGCCCAUUGCUAUUCUUCUGGCCUCGGCCCUAUCCGACCUUGAUGCACGGACUCAGGGAAGAGCGAAGAUAAGCAAAGGGUGGCUUAUGCGAUUGAUUAAUGCGCGGGAACAGCAUUUGGCGCACACAUCAUAUCCCACCUUAGCUUCAUUAGAAUCUUAUGCUGAAAGCACAUACUCUACACUGCUAUACUUAACUCUUAGCGCAUUGCCCCUUACUUCAUUAACGGCUGAUCAUUUGGCAUCGCACAUCGGUAAAGCAGCUGGAAUAACUGCUCUUCUUCGCGGUGUGCCGCUUGUUGCAUUCCCUCCACCACCCAGUCAUCAUUCAAGCCAGACUCGGAUGGGCAACGAAGGUCCUAUAGCAGGCGACAGCAGACAAGGCUCCAUCAUGCUACCACUUGACGUUAUGACACAAACAGGGGUAAAAGAAGAAGACGUCUUCAGACUUGGCGCAGACGCUCCGGGACUACGAGAUGCUGUUUUUACAGUGGCCACCCGUGCUAGUGACCAUCUAAUCACUGCCAGACAAAUGCUGAAGAAUUUACGAGCUGGUCAAGACGUUGGACAUGCCUUUGAACAUGAGGGAGAAGAAGGGCACGAAUAUCAAGAUGACCAACAUGAAAAAUCAACAAGCCUGAGCACUCAGCUGCAAGAAGUCGAACGAGGGUUUUGUGUUUUGCUACCAGCUGUUUCCACGAGCCUGUGGCUUAAUAAACUACAAAAGGUAGACUUUGACAUAUUCAAACCGGAACUUCUUUCUACAGAUUGGAGGUUACCGUGGAAGGCUUACUGGGCUUAUCGACAGCGAAAUAUCUGA